Molecule: messenger RNA, 1038 nt
Organism: Phyllotreta striolata
Lineage: Eukaryota; Metazoa; Arthropoda; Insecta; Coleoptera; Chrysomelidae
Source: the annotation of a GenBank genome assembly
CGGACGGGGGUUUUUCAGUGCUGGUUUGCGAGGAUCGUGCGGCGCAUGUACGGCGUUUCGAAGUGGUGUUUAAGACGUGUUUGUGCGCGCAUUUAUUUCUAUACCGUUACGUUUGGCCGAGACACCGGGUGAAAUUUAAUCAGUGAUACGCACGAAGAAAUGAACUAUUAUUCCAAUUAUUUGGGCUAUUGCCAGCAAAGGAUCAAAUAUCCGGAUUACGGGGAAUUCGGGAAGGCUUUUAACAGGAACCAGGACAGCGAUAAGGACGAUUUGAGGAGGACGAAGGGCGAGAGCGCGGCGGAAAACUGCAGGAAAUCGCCCGGAUCGGAUAGAUCUUCGAAUUGCAGUCGAUCGGGCGAAGAUUGUAGAAUUAUGAGAAUAGACACGGGCUACGUGAGCGCGGAAAGUUCAAUCGAAAGCGAAGAGGAAAAGGAAUCGACGCGUCACGUGUUGGAACCGGCCGGACCGCAUACAGGAUGUUCGAUAAAUGGGCCGAGGAAAUGCCUGGCGUGGGCUUGCAAGGCGUGCAAAAAGAAAACGGUGGCUAUCGACCGAAGGAAAGCGGCCACUUUGAGGGAACGCCGCCGCCUCAGAAAGGUAAAUGAAGCGUUUGAAAUGCUGAAAAAAAGGACGUGCAACAAUCCGGGGCAGAGGUUGCCAAAAGUCGAGAUACUACGAGGGGCGAUCGAAUACAUCGAAUAUUUGGAGGAAAUCCUGAGGGGUUCGAAAGCGUCUCAUCAGGACGGAAAUGCCGGUGUAGUUCCCAAAAACGAAUAUAUGAUUAGCCCUUCAAAUCAAUUCAUCUGCGAUAGAUUGCAGCAAUUCAGCGAACCUUUGCAGAGAUUUCAUUCGUCCAACGGUUGUGAAAUAGGAAGCAGUACUUCGAGUUUGGACUGCUUAAAUCUGAUUGUACAAAGCAUAUCGUCGAAAAAUAAGCAAGAAAACAACGAUCACGUCACCUAGGUUUUCAAAAUGAAUUUCACAAAAGUAUUUACUGCAUUAGAUAUUGUCGUUACGUUAAUAAAUAUAUACAAAAGU